AUGCUUGGGCCCCACAUUACAUGUUUACGCCAACUUUUUGCGGUUCUCGUCUUGUCACACACUGUGUGGGCGACGCCUCCAGCUUGUUUUCUCGCCUGUAUCGGGGAGAUUGCUAGAUGGUGUCCGAAUAAUCACGCAGAUAUCCCCUGUAUCUGCGAGAACAGAGCCUCUGUGGUUGGCUGUUUGGUUGACGUGUGCCCUUUUACUCACUUCAAUGCUGCAAGGGACCACUUUCUCGGAACUUGCAUUGAGCAUUUGGGUAAGGGCUUGCCUCAAACGCUUCCCCCAAAGUAUCCUUCCGCACCACCUAGAACCACGCCUGUGAGAUCGAGGCCGGAAUAUCCGGGAGAGUACGAUAAAUAUCCGGAGUGUCCCGACAGCGAUGACGAGGGCUGGGAAGAAGUGAUUGGCAGUGACGGAAUCCACCGCUUCAGAAAAGUUGAAGGACAAAGAUCUAAUGUAUCUAAGAAGCAAGUCUUCGAAGUAGACCCGAGAGACUUUGGGGUGGAAAUAGAUAACUGGGAUACACUGUAUCUUCCAUCACCGGAACAGAAUUUGCCAGUGGACCAGUAUGUUAGUAGUCACCGGGGUGGCGAAGCAAACGGAGGCGGAGGGCGUCGUCCCGAAGUACAGGGUCUGUUACAUGGUCCGCGGCCGAACAAGAAAGAAAUGGAGGCUGAAGCUGCACAAAACCACCAAAGAGUUGAAAGUUCAAAGUUUAUGGGUCAGACUGUCGAAGCAAGACCGGUAGAAGCCUUUACCGGGAAGAAAAUAUUCGAAGAGAGUUUACCACGUGCAUCUUACUCAAGAAACAGGGUGAAUAUUCCAAGAAGGUGA
This is a messenger RNA of Babjeviella inositovora NRRL Y-12698, 837 nucleotides long. RefSeq names its product Ccw14p (gene CCW14). The coding region runs from base 1 to 837 and encodes 278 amino acids. Lineage: Eukaryota; Fungi; Ascomycota; Pichiomycetes; Serinales. The record is from RefSeq and is a predicted model, not a curated record. The transcript has a single exon.